Molecule: messenger RNA, 4519 nt
Organism: Condylura cristata (star-nosed mole)
Lineage: Eukaryota; Metazoa; Chordata; Mammalia; Eulipotyphla; Talpidae
Gene: LRRC4C
Product: leucine rich repeat containing 4C
Exons: 2
Coding region: 1960-3882 (640 amino acids)
Biological process (GO): modulation of chemical synaptic transmission; synaptic membrane adhesion; regulation of axonogenesis
Cellular component (GO): plasma membrane; postsynaptic density membrane; glutamatergic synapse
Molecular function (GO): cell-cell adhesion mediator activity
Source: RefSeq, a predicted model, not a curated record
AAGAAAGAGGGGCCGAAGAGGGUAGGGGACUGCAGUCCGAGAGGAGAUUUGGGGAGGUAGGACCCUAAACGUCGGAACGUGGGACCGGCGGAUAAAAAGCCUAGAGACUGGCAGGACCUGCCGCCGGCACCGGGAGCGCAUACAUUUAUUUGGGGUGAAGGAGGGAAAAGCGGAGCAGGAGGGGGAGGAAGAGAGUUCAAGCCGAAGCGGAUGGAAGGGGACCCAGGUUGCUGCCGCGCGGGGAGCCCCGAGCCUGGGCGAUGGCGCUAGGGACUGCGCGGGGCCGCUGCGCGCCCGAAAACGCGUCUGCUCGCCCUGGACUAGCCGGCGUCGCGAAGGUCUGCGCGGAGAGGAACCAACUUGUGGCUCUAAAAUGUACCCGACGCAGCUGGGAAUGAGAUCAAAACUGCAGUUUCAUUCGCGAAGGAUAAGAGGAGCCAGCGAUUAAGAUUUUUUUUUUAACCGCCUUCGUUCCGUUUUCCAUUUUCUUUUCCCUUUUCUAAUUAUUCUUUUUAAUUUGUCUAACGCCCCGCCGGUCCCCUCACCUCGCCCUCCCCAUUUGAAAUAAAAGCCCAAUUUGAACUUAUUUCGCCGAGGCGCCUCCGGAUCCGCUGCGCGCUGAUGGAGGAGAAGGGGACCCGGGGGCUGGCAGGGGCCACCGGCGAGGGACCGCGUCACGCGUCUCCCCCGUGAUCCGGCCUUGCUCGCGGAGUUCUGCAACACCUGGAGGAGCUGGACCGGGUGCCGGGGUGGGGGCGGGGACAGAGGAGAGGAGAGCCACCCAUAGCCUUAAAAAAAAAAGAAAAGAAAAGAAAAAGUAGCGGAUGGGGGGGGGGUGGGUGGGAGAGGAAUGGGUUUCUUCUUGACAGCUGACGGAGCCUUGAAAUUUUCCUCCACUACCUCCGCCCCCGCCCCCCGCACUCCAUUUAACGUGAGAUUAUGAAAUUGCAGAGGCGGUAGAGAGAAGGAGACAGGAUAUAGCAGGGAGUUUGGAGGGAGAGGGGAAGGUGGCUGGCCGGGUGGCUGAAAUCAAAAAUCCAAUUGCGCACUGGGUUGUGAUGAGAAAUCUAAUCAGAUCUUUGGAGAAGGGGCCGGCCAGAAGGGUGGCGAGUGGGGGGAGUUGAUCCCCAAAUUCCUCGAAGGGGGGUGAUCGGGGAGAGGAAUCCAAGAUGUAAAAUGAGACUUUUUGGUGGCGGUGGCGGUGGCGGUUGGGUACCUUGCAAAAAUGAAGGAUGCGGGACGCAGCUCUCUUUUGGAAUGGAACGCGGUGGAUAAACUGAUUGUUCAAGAAAGAAGAAGGAAGCUUUUUCCCGUGAGACCUGGAUCUUAACACAAAUGUGUCUAUGUGCAUACAGGGAGAAUUGAAAAAUGAAAUAAACCAGUGUCAGACCCGCGGGGGUUGGUGUGUUCUGACAUAAAUAAAUAAUAAAACAGCUGCCCCCCCCUCCCCAAAAGGAUGAUUGGAAAUGGAGAGCGGAGGAUCCACAAAGAAAAAGUAUGUUCAUUUUUCUCUAAGGGAGAAAGUAAGCCAAGGAGAUAAUUUGUGGAAUGAAAAGUUUGGGGCUUUUUUAGGAAAGUAAAGACCUGAUACGGUGGUGUUUUCUUUUCUUUUUGAAUUUCCCACAAGAGAGGAAAUUAAUAAUACAUCUGCAAAGAAAUUUCACAGAAGAAAAGUUGACCGCGGUAGAAUGAGGCAUUGAUUGGGUCAAAGAAACCAGCAGAGCACAGUUGGAUUUGUGCCUAUGUUGACUAAAAUUGACGGAUAAUUGCAGCUGGAUUUGUCUUCAUCAACCUCCUCCUCUCCCCCCCCCUCUUUUUUUUUUUUUUUUUUUUUUUGGUGUCAAGAUCAUGCGUGUUUGCUAGUUCUUAACCACCUGGAUUCCCAUCCGGAUGUUGCUGUGCUCAGUCUAAAAUACAACAAUUUGAACUCCAAAAGGACCAACACCAGAUAAAUUAUGAAUGUUGAACAAGAUGACCUUACAUCCACAGCAGAUAAUGAUAGGUCCUAGGUUUAACAGGGCCCUAUUUGACCCCCUGCUUGUGGUGCUGCUGGCUCUUCAACUUCUUGUGGUGGCUGGUCUGGUUCGGGCUCAAACCUGCCCUUCCGUCUGUUCCUGCAGCAAUCAGUUCAGCAAGGUGAUCUGUGUUAGGAAGAACCUACGUGAGGUUCCAGAUGGCAUCUCUACCAACACAAGGCUGCUGAACCUCCAUGAGAACCAAAUCCAGAUCAUCAAAGUGAACAGCUUCAAGCACUUGAGGCACCUGGAGAUCUUACAGUUGAGUAGGAAUCAUAUUAGAACAAUUGAGAUUGGGGCCUUCAAUGGUCUGGCCAACCUCAACACUUUGGAACUCUUUGACAAUCGUCUUACGACCAUCCCAAAUGGAGCUUUUGUAUAUUUGUCUAAACUGAAGGAGCUGUGGUUGCGAAACAACCCUAUUGAAAGCAUCCCUUCUUAUGCUUUUAACAGAAUCCCUUCUUUGCGCCGACUAGACUUAGGGGAAUUGAAAAGGCUUUCAUACAUCUCAGAAGGUGCCUUUGAAGGUCUGUCCAACUUGAGGUAUUUGAACCUUGCCAUGUGCAACCUCCGGGAAAUCCCUAACCUCACACCGCUCAUAAAACUAGAUGAGCUGGAUCUUUCUGGGAAUCACUUAUCUGCUAUCAGGCCUGGCUCCUUCCAGGGGUUGAUGCACCUUCAAAAACUUUGGAUGAUACAAUCCCAGAUUCAAGUGAUUGAACGGAAUGCCUUUGAUAACCUUCAGUCACUAGUGGAGAUAAACCUGGCACACAACAAUCUAACGUUACUGCCUCAUGACCUCUUCACACCUUUGCAUCAUCUAGAGAGGAUACACUUACAUCACAACCCUUGGAACUGUAACUGUGAUAUACUUUGGCUCAGCUGGUGGAUAAAAGACAUGGCUCCCUCCAACACAGCUUGCUGUGCACGGUGUAACACUCCUCCCAAUCUGAAAGGGAGAUACAUUGGGGAGCUCGACCAGAAUUAUUUCACCUGCUAUGCUCCUGUGAUUGUGGAGCCCCCGGCCGACCUCAAUGUCACCGAAGGCAUGGCAGCCGAACUGAAAUGUCGCGCCUCCACUUCCCUGACCUCCGUGUCUUGGAUUACUCCCAACGGAACGGUCAUGACACAUGGGGCAUACAAAGUGCGGAUAGCUGUGCUCAGCGAUGGCACGUUAAAUUUCACGAAUGUUACUGUGCAAGAUACAGGCAUGUACACAUGUAUGGUGAGUAAUUCUGUUGGAAAUACCACGGCUUCAGCCACCUUGAAUGUUACUGCAGCAACCACUACUCCCUUCUCUUACUUUUCAACCGUCACAGUAGAGACCAUGGAACCUUCUCAGGAUGAAGCACGGACCACAGACAACAAUGUGGGUCCCACGCCAGUGAUUGACUGGGAGACCACCAACGUGACCACCUCCCUCACGCCACAGAGCACAAGGUCGACAGAAAAAGCAUUCACCAUCCCAGUGACUGAUAUGAACAGUGGGAUCCCUGGAAUCGAUGAAGUCAUGAAGACGACCAAGAUCAUCAUUGGCUGUUUUGUGGCCAUCACACUCAUGGCCGCAGUGAUGCUGGUCAUUUUCUACAAGAUGAGGAAGCAGCACCAUCGACAGAAUCAUCAUGCUCCAACAAGGACUGUUGAAAUCAUUAAUGUGGAUGAUGAGAUUACAGGAGACACCCCCAUGGAAAGCCACCUGCCCAUGCCUGCUAUUGAGCAUGAGCACCUAAAUCACUAUAACUCUUACAAAUCUCCCUUCAACCACACAACAACAGUUAACACAAUAAAUUCAAUACACAGUUCAGUGCAUGAACCGUUAUUGAUCCGAAUGAACUCUAAAGACAAUGUACAAGAGACUCAAAUCUAAAACAUUUACAGAGUUACAGAAAACAAACAAUCAAAAAAAAAAGACAGUUUAUUAAAAAUGACACAAAUGACUGGGCUAAAUCUACUGUUUCAAAAAGUGUCUUUACAAAAAAAAAAACAAAAAAGAAAAGAAAUUUAUUUAUUAAAAAUUCUAUUGUGAUCUAAAGCAGACAAAAUGAUGUGUAUUCCUCAGAACCUGUUUUUGCUGCACUUACUUACUAUUUUCCCACAUCUUGUCCCUGCCAUCCCUAAUUGCCAUAUUUUUCAUAGGAGAUCUCAAUUCCCUAAAGAACUGGUCUAGGAAAUUUUGUAAGAUUUCUGUUACACUCUGAGAUUUUUAUGGUGAAUUCUAGUGGUGAGAUCUGGUCUCUUUUGUCUUUCUUUCUCUAUUUUUUCUUUUUUUCUCUUUUUUCCUCAUGCCCUUAUGAAGUAGACCAAUCGGGAAUGCAAUGUCAGAAAUAGAUUUUUAAGAGAACAAGGGAAAAAUACAAGAUCUUAUAUUUUUCAUGUAAUGAUCUGUUCUGUAUUUAUGAGGAAGACCAUUCUAUGGAAAGGGGAGGGUGGGGAUAAGAAAACAGCCGAUUAAUUUACAUAUGAGCAUCUAUAAAUCCCAUGAUCUUUUAAACAACUCUAGAACC